Neurospora hispaniola is the source of this 1154-nucleotide messenger RNA. RefSeq lists its product as uncharacterized. Bases 297 to 1091 code for a protein of 264 amino acids. The record is from RefSeq and is a predicted model, not a curated record. Lineage: Eukaryota; Fungi; Ascomycota; Sordariomycetes; Sordariales; Sordariaceae. The transcript is spliced from 3 exons.
AUCCUGCGGCCAUUUAUGAAUUGAUGACGGUUUUCUCUCUUCGCGUCAUUGACUUGGGAGGUUAAGAAGGAAAGAGAAAGACGUACAAACAGUCCUCGGAUUCUGCCACAACCGAUUUUUUGCUCGCCCUUGGGCCUUUCUUUACCUUGAAGAAAGCAUACCGGGAGAAGUGGCGACCACAAUUGCCUGGACGCGAAGCUUGAACUCGACCCAUUCACCGGUACUCUCCUCCGGUUCAUCCACCCAAUCAGCACACAAUAGCUGACCCGAAACGAUCACCAAAUAUCACAAUCGGCAUGGCGAAUCUUCGGGCUGCUGGGCCUUUGCAGUGGUUUACCCUGCUCAUCAUGAUCUUAACGGUCUCUGCCGCUAUCACACUUGACGACAUCCAACCCAUCACCUCCCUGUCAGUUUCUCGCAACUGCCUCCUCACUUACCGAAAACCUCUCCAAGGCUGUAACUCGGAUGACUUCGAUGGAAAUGACUGCUCUAGGAGCUGUGCGCAGGGCGUCCUCCGGAUUGAGGAUCUCCUCCAACUCUCUUGCCGCGAUGACACCGCCCCUACAAACUCGCUUCUCGCAAUGGCAUUGGGAGACCAGCUGCUCGAUUUCUUGUGCCCGGACGAGCCUCAGAUCAUACCCACUUCUUUCACCUCCGAGGGUACAACAUCGACACUCUCUUCGGUCCAGCUAGAGAUGACGACUACAGCUAAGGCUUGGCCAACACUUACCAUGAGAACCUCGACAACGGAAAGACUUACCGAGUCAACAACGUCUGAAGGUUCCGUGCCCUCGGAAGGUGGAAAAUCGCCCAAUGCCCCUGAACCGACUGUGACAUCGGAGUCCGAGUACGUUUCUACAACUAUAUCACUCUCACCAACCACGGAGUCACCCCUUCAUACAACAAGUGAUGCCGUGACCGGUACAACUACAAGCUCCGUCCGGACAACUAUCGGAAGCCGUCCGAUAAGGGGCGGUGGCGGAAGUCCUUAUGACCUUCCUGCUGGUGUUAAAGGUGGUCAGCAAAGGCUCUCCACGUCGGGAUUUAAAGCUGCCUUUGGCACUCUAUUCUUUGGAGCGCUGUAUCUAUAGUUUCUCCUGAGGUUGUGAACUGUGAGAGGAAUGUAGCAAGCCAUACAUGGCGAGAGCAAGACG